AUGUGCCAAUAUCUACAUUGCCUGCCAGCUCAAAAAACGAAAUGCCCAACAACGCCAUCAGGACAAGUUCUUCUUAGCAGCCAUGCUACAACAGCAGCAGCAGCUGUUUCAACUGCCACACAUUAUUGUCGUCAUAAACACAAACCAGAAAAACAAGAAUUACAACAACAACGACAGAAACCUAGUAUACGUUCCACCAAAAGCAGCACCCACCGCCAAUAUCAAAAACAGCAAAAACAAAAACAAUCCAAUUUCCUACAACAAUUACAACGCACAUUAGCCAAAAUGUUUGUUGUUAGUGGCCGCCCUAGUGGUUCCUCCAGUCGCAGCAGCACCACUUAUCUGUCACUAUUAUUGCUCAUCUUUAGUUUUUGGGCCGUUGUGAUUGAUGGCAGCAAUGGCCAUACCAUACAUCCGGCCGAGUCACACAACUGUCAACAUCAUCAUCCCAAGGCUCAUGAGGUCGUUCAUGGUGUACAAAUCGAAACUGUUGAAACUCCAGUGGAUGAAUUGCAAAAUUUACAAGAAGAAGAGUCUACUUCUGGCAAGGUGACGACAGCGACAAAAACAACGACAACACAAUCACAUCGUUCGACAAGACAUAAACGCAGCAUUGAAGAGCGCCCACUACGUAUAUCACUUAUAUAUGAUAAUUCCGUUAUUGGCUUGGACACGGAUAAAUUUAUUCUGAUCAAUGACACUGUACUGCCAGAGGCAAUUAAAUUUUGGGAACAAGCGUUAAUGGUGCGACAAACAAAGGGACCUAUAAGAUUAAAUAGAAAAUGCAACAGCACACAAAUCUAUGUUAAAAAUGGUCAAACCCACUGUAUAGACAACUGCCGGCCGGUGACCAUGUGUGGUGAAGUUCAAGUACCCGAAGAUCAUUUGGAUGUUUGUCGCGUCUGUAAUGCCACUGGACAAAAUUGUCGUGUCGAUGAUUCGACACAAGCCGGUGAUGGUAUUGAAAAUACCGAUUUUGUAUUUUACGUCUCGGCACGGCAAACAGAACGUUGUCACAAGGGAUUGACAGUGGCCUACGCUGCCCAUUGCCAACAAGAGGCUACCCUAGAUCGUCCAAUUGCCGGUCAUGCCAAUCUUUGCCCCGACAGUAUUAGUACAAAACCUCAGGAAUUGCAUACACUGAUAUCGACAGUGAAACAUGAAAUACUUCAUGCUCUGGGUUUCUCGGUUAGUUUGUUUGCAUUUUUCCGUGAUGAUGAUGGUAAUCCGAGAACGCCAAGAAAUCCGGACACGGGGAAACCGCAUUUAAAUGAAGAUCUCCAAAUCCAUCAAUGGAGUAACACAACGAUACGCAAAAUAACACGUACGAAUUGGUCGGUCCGUGGUGGUCAUGUGAAUAAAACCAUUGAUAUGAUGGUUACGCCACGUGUUGUUGCCGAAGUCCGUAAACAUUUCAAUUGUGAUAAAUUGGAGGGUGCCGAAUUGGAGGAUCAAGGUGGUGAGGGUACCGCCUUGACUCACUGGGAGAAACGUAUUUUGGAGAAUGAGGCUAUGACUGGUACCCAUACCCAAUCACCAGUAUUUUCACGCAUUACCCUAGCAUUAAUGGAAGAUUCGGGAUGGUAUCGUGCAAACUACAGUAUGGGAAGUCCGCUGUCAUGGGGUCGUGGUUUGGGCUGUAAUUUUGUUAUGCGGAGCUGUAAGGAUUGGAUACAAUUAAAUAAUGCCAGAGGGCGCUCAAUACAUCCAUUCUGCUCAAAAGUCAAACAAGAUCCUUUACAAACUGAGUGUACAGAUGAUCGAAACUCGGUGGCAUUGUGUAAUUUGAUACGACACAAUUAUGAGUUGCCGGAAAAGUAUCAGAAUUUUGAUAGCAUUAGCAACAUAAAAGAUGGCGAUGAAGUAUAUUAUGGUGGCUCUGUGGCCUUGGCCGAUCAUUGUCCUUAUAUACAAGAGUUUACAUGGCGCAAUAAGAAUAUUACAAUACGUGGUUCCCACUGUCAUUUUGUGGAAAAUAAUCCAAAAGCGGAAAAGAACUACGCCCUCGAAAGCUAUGGCCAGGGAUCGAAAUGUUUCGAUCACGGCGAUGCUAUGUGGGAAGAACGCAAUUGCCAUCACACACGUGAAUGGCAACAUUGGGGCUCGGGUUGCUAUCGCUACAAUUGCAGCGAAGGUCGUCUACACAUUUUCGUUGGAAAUUACAGUUACACCUGUUAUUUCCCCGGGCAAAAACUAUCGAUAAGUAUAUCGGCUAAUGAUUGGUUACACCGCGGAGCACUCAUAUGUCCUUCAUGUGAAGAAAUGUGUGGUGAAUAUUUUGGUGCCCGCGAUGAAGAAUGUCGUUUGAGAGAGGAAGCUCCACCGCUAAAUAAAUAUCCUCGAGAUUAUCUACAAUGUGGUGCCAGUGCAUUGAAUGCUCUCAAUUGGUACCAUCAGCCAAUUGUUGUAGUUAUAGUUUCUAUAGCAAUUGUCGUGGUGACGGAUAGGCGACGAUAG
This is a messenger RNA of Musca vetustissima, 2457 nucleotides long. RefSeq names its product leishmanolysin-like peptidase (gene Invadolysin). The transcript is spliced from 11 exons. Gene Ontology annotation, cellular component: cytoplasm; membrane. The coding region runs from base 1 to 2457 and encodes 818 amino acids. NCBI's taxonomy places the organism in Eukaryota, Metazoa, Arthropoda, Insecta, Diptera, Muscidae. The record is from RefSeq and is a predicted model, not a curated record. Gene Ontology annotation, biological process: cell adhesion; proteolysis. Gene Ontology annotation, molecular function: metalloendopeptidase activity.